CUUGGCGCACCUGAGGCGCAGCAGGUGCAAGGCCCUGGCCAGGCCGUGGCCUUGACCUGCCACCAUGGACACAGCCCUGGCGUCCCCAGAGCCCUUCCUGGCCACCCCGCAGGCUGAGAUGCUGGAGGAGCUGCUGCAGGCCCAGCUGGGGCCCCUGCCCCGGCUCGCCGCCAUCUGUAGGCUCAAGCGGCUGCCCUCGGGCGGCUACUCCUCCACGGACGACCUGCAUCUGGUGCUGGAGCGCAGGCGCGUGGCCAACGCCAAGGAGCGCGAGCGGAUAAAAAAUCUCAACCGUGGCUUUGCCAAGCUGAAGGCGCUGGUGCCAUUUCUGCCGCAGAGCAGGAAGCCCAGCAAAGUUGACAUCCUGAAAGGUGCAUCGGAAUACAUACGGGUGCUCGGCUGUGUUCUGGAAGGAGCAAAGGCCUCAGAGAAACAAGGCUCCGAGGAACAGACCCACAGUAGCAGACCCUCUGACCCUCACGUGUCCUCGGCUAGAGGGCUCUUGGGAAACACUACCCAGCCUACCAGCUGUGCAAGUGACUUGAAGAAAGAAGAAGAGGGGCCUUGGGCAUACGGUGGCCACAGUGAGCCAUUGUACACCUGUCAUCAGAGCACGGCCCCUGUGACGAGGAGUUACUUCAUUCAUCAAGAGUCUGAUGAAAGAUUUCUCCUAAAAUAGUCAUGUAUAAUUUGAAGAGCUCCAAAAGAUUUACUGAGAUGGUUAUUUUCCAUGUAAAACAUGAUUAAAAUGAGAUGAUUUGGGAAAGGA
This is a messenger RNA of Peromyscus leucopus (white-footed mouse), 769 nucleotides long. It is a transcript of the gene Figla, whose product is annotated as folliculogenesis specific bHLH transcription factor. The transcript is spliced from 3 exons. Gene Ontology annotation, biological process: developmental process; regulation of transcription by RNA polymerase II. The coding region runs from base 65 to 679 and encodes 204 amino acids. Lineage: Eukaryota; Metazoa; Chordata; Mammalia; Rodentia; Cricetidae. Gene Ontology annotation, molecular function: RNA polymerase II transcription regulatory region sequence-specific DNA binding; protein dimerization activity; DNA-binding transcription factor activity, RNA polymerase II-specific. The record is from RefSeq and is a predicted model, not a curated record.